CAGUCGCGAUGAACUUAUGCCGAACGACGGUUGACGGAUACGCAAGCGCGCGUUUCUUUUAAGAUUUUUUAAAGAAUAAACAAAAAUUUCGCUUUGAUUUCAUAAAAAUUGUUCGUUUGUAUAAAGUGAAGUUUUUGCAUAAUUAAACUAUAAAUCAGAGAUACAUACUGAUGUGAUAAAAAAUUAAAUUAUAUAUAAUUAAAGUGUUAAUAAUUACAAAUUAAUUUUUUUAAACAUUAUUAAAAGAGAAGAGGAAAUUUCUCGUUUAAGUGAAAGUUUUUGUCAGACUUGUAAUUAAAUUUAAUAAAGAUAUUAUCUUGCGUCACAUACUCGUAUAAUAAAUUCGAUUAAGUGUUAUUUGGUGUACUAAAUUUUAUUACUGCACAGUUUGAAGUGGCAAAAAUAUCUUAUUGAAAUACAAUUUUAAUCCAAAUGAAGCUAUUAGCGUUACUGGAUUUAACAACAAAUUGCAAUUGCUACAACCGAGACCUUUGCGGACUUUCAUGCCAAAAAAGUUUUGGUCUAAAAUAAUGAGCACAAUUUUACUGUCAUUGCCUCAACGUUAUAAGCGCCUAUUGCAAGCAAUGAUACUCGCCGUGGCUAUAAUUUACACCACACUGGUGCUAUACCAGAGUGUCUAUGGAUAUCCUGGCAUGCAAUUGCCGGCAUCACAGCAUUUUUUAGUCGAACCUCAACAACUCAUAGAGCCUAAACAAAAUAUUGAAGUGGACACGAGUGCAGCAGCGGACACAAUUAAGCACCACAAUACGCAACUAAAAUUGUUGCAAUUUCAAGCAUCGCCAACUCAACAGCAACUAAAAAGUACUCAGCGCUCAUUGUCAGCAUCGGUACCACCUGCUCCAGCACCACAACAGACAACAGUCAUUAUACGCAAGGAUAUACAUAGUUUUAAUUUCUCAGAUAUCGAAGUAUCGGAGCGGCCCACUGCAGCGUUGCUAAACGAUUUAGCGCGUCGUAGUCGGAACGGUGAACUUUUGCACGAUCUAUCACAACGUGCUGUUACGGCAACACCGAAACCACCGAUAACUGAACUCGAUGACAUUUUCAUUAGUGUCAAGACAACGAAAAAUUAUCACGAUACACGUUUGGCGUUGAUUAUCAAGACAUGGUUUCAAUUGGCGCGCGAUCAGACUUGGUUCUUUACUGACACAGAUGAUUAUUACUACCAAGAAAAAACAAAGGGUCAUCUUAUAAACACAAAUUGCUCUCAGGGACAUUUUCGCAAGGCUUUGUGUUGCAAAAUGUCAGCUGAAUUGGAUGUGUUUUUAGAGAGCGGGAAAAAAUGGUUUUGUCACUUCGAUGAUGACAAUUAUGUUAACGUACCACGCCUUGUUAAGCUAUUGGACGAAUACAGUCCAUCAGUGGACUGGUAUUUGGGCAAACCUAGUAUUUCGUCGCCACUGGAAAUUCACUUUGAUAGCAAGAACCAAUCGACCAACAAGAAGAUAACCUUUUGGUUUGCAACAGGCGGUGCUGGCUUUUGCCUAAGUCGUGCUCUAACUCUUAAGAUGCUACCAAUUGCUGGUGGUGGUAAAUUUAUUAGUAUUGGGGACAAAAUACGGUUUCCAGAUGACGUGACAAUGGGUUUCAUAAUUGAACAUUUAUUGAAGGUGCCAUUAACUGUCGUCGAUAAUUUCCAUUCACAUUUGGAACCUAUGGAGUUUAUACGUCCAGAAACAUUUCAAGAUCAAGUUUCUUUCAGUUAUGCACAUAUGAAAAAUCAAUGGAAUGUCAUUAAAGUUGAUGGAUUUGAUUUAAAAACAGAUCCAAAACGAUUUUAUUCAUUGCACUGUCAAUUGUUUCCAUAUUUUAGUUUCUGUCCACCAAGAUGAUCCCUUAAACUAAAUGCUUAAAAUCAAUUUGUUGUUAGUCAAAAAUUGAUCGUAGUUUAAUAUGCAAAUGGUUGCAAGAAUUAAGUAAAUUAUUGUUGUAGCAGCAAAAAAACUCAAAAUGUUGUUGAUUUAGUUGAAAACUAAUAAAAUCUCAAAACUGUGAUGUAAUUUUAGUUAAAAAUUAUACUAUUGUAAAUAUUAGCGAAACAUAAAUCCUAAAAGUAAAUAAAUGUCCCUUAUUAUUGUAUCUUAAAUUUUAUGC
This is a messenger RNA of Teleopsis dalmanni, 2115 nucleotides long. Its product is annotated as fringe glycosyltransferase. Lineage: Eukaryota; Metazoa; Arthropoda; Insecta; Diptera; Diopsidae. Gene Ontology annotation, cellular component: membrane. Gene Ontology annotation, biological process: regulation of Notch signaling pathway. Gene Ontology annotation, molecular function: O-fucosylpeptide 3-beta-N-acetylglucosaminyltransferase activity. Bases 504 to 1853 code for a protein of 449 amino acids. The record is from RefSeq and is a predicted model, not a curated record. The transcript has 7 exons.